Molecule: messenger RNA, 2141 nt
Organism: Agelaius phoeniceus (red-winged blackbird)
Lineage: Eukaryota; Metazoa; Chordata; Aves; Passeriformes; Icteridae
Gene: ZC2HC1C
Product: zinc finger C2HC-type containing 1C
Source: RefSeq, a predicted model, not a curated record
GUCGGGUCUCUCGGGCCGUGAGCGCAGCGUGCGGCGCGCAGCUUGCCGAGGAGGGCGGCCGGCGGAGCGCCGGGCGCAGCCCCGCAGGCACUGAAUGGAUUUUUUUCCUCCGGUGGCUCCUGUGGUGGAAGCUACUAAGUUUUCUCCUGGUUCCCAACUGAAAUACCAGAAGGACAACUUUCAGCGUGGAUUCAUACUUGACAAAGAGGAAAGUUUAAAAUAUCUCUAUGCACAAAAGAACCAAAGAUAUUCCUACUCUAUGUCUGCAGAAAGCACUCAGGACAAGCCCAGGCAUGGAGGCUUUCAGUCAGGUGGACUAGAGAGCAAGUAUCUCAUCAACCAGACCUGUACUCUGUCAGCUAAAUCCUUAGGCAGACAUAAAGAAGGAGUGGACCGUGCAUAUCCCCUGCAACCAAUUUCUCACCACAAGAGUGCAAGCGAUCCACUGCUCAGCACUGGAAGUUCCCCCCACGUGCAGGAAGCUCCAAAUAGUAAAUCAAGCUCAAUAAGCAAAGAGAUGGUUCCAGCUGGGAGAUCUCAGUUAGCUGCAGUGCUCUGCCCUUGGACACGAGAGCCUGAACCAUCAACUCUCUAUCGCUACAGGAGAGAGCUGGCCUACAUCCUAAAGCUGGAGGAAGAUAGAAGGGACCUAGAAGAGGCAAUUCAAAAGAAAAAGGCCCUUCUUGGAGAGAAGCUAAAGAGGACAGAGGAGACACUUAGGAGGAUUCAAAGAGAGAAGGAGCUUAUCAAGGUAGAGGAGAGAAGAGAAAGUGAAGUGGAGAGGACCCAUGAGCAAAAGGCCACGAGGCACCCUGAAGAGAAAACUUUCAGAGCUGCAGACAUGCCAGGUGUUGGGAUCUUCAGCAGGACACAGUCUGCAGAGGACUCCAUCCCCAAGUCUGGCACCACUCCCCACCCCCAAGAGCUGGCUGUGGGGAACCUCAAGGAGUGGCUGGGGGCCGCAAAACACAACAAAACAAACAACAGCAAAAUACAAGACAACAUCCCCAUGGAGCAUUUAGCUUCUUGUUCAAAACUGGUCCCCAAACAGAGCCCUUCUCUCUCUGCCCUCUCAGACCAAGAUUCUGACGACCACCCAUCUGCAGAGAUGAUUCACAUGCAGGCUGCCAGUGCUGUGGAGCAAGAGGGCUUUGGACAGUGCAGCUUCUGCAAACGUAAGUUUCUCUGCACAAGGCUUGAGAAACACAUGAGUAUCUGUGGCAAGAACCAAGACUCCAAGAGGAAAGUGUUUGACUCUAGCAAGGCCAGAGCUAGGGGAACAGAACUGGAACAGUACCAGCAGCAGAAGAGCUCAAGGAGUCCUCAGAGUAAAACACCACCCAGAAAGAACAACUGGAAACAGAAGCACGAGGCUCUCAUCCACAUCAUGUCACAGGCCCGCCAGGUGGAGCAAACCCUCGCUAAGGGGAGUAAGGUCUCUGGCCUGCCCCCGCUGCCUCCCAUCGACAAUCCAGACUAUGUUGCCUGCACCUACUGCGGACGAAAGUUUGCUCCCCGAGUAGCUGAGAGGCACAUUCCCAAAUGCAAAAACAUAAGGAAUAGGCCCCCACCUCCACCGCAGAGGAGGCGCUGAUGAGGCAGUGCCAGCUGUAUCUGCUGCUGUGAUUCCCUGCCUGGUUUUUGCCAGAUUCACAGUUAUGCACAUUUGUGUUUGUGUUGGCUGCAAGCUUCUAUGUACAGCCAGUGAACAGCUCAGGAUGAAUUAGGUGAAAAACAGAAAUUGUAUACUUUGACCUGCACCCUAGGUUGCCCCACAAAAGAUGCCCCUUUCCUCAGCAUAAGAAGCUCAGGAUCAGAAAUUCCAGGGGUUAGAAAAGCUAGCAAUAGCAGGCACUUGCUGUUUAAAUCCUUAUGUCAAUUCAUGUGCAUAGAACAAGGAUACUCUGAAUCAGCCAGGCCCUUGAGGCAACAGAACAACCAUAACAAACAGAUUUUAAAAAAUGGAGUUUUCUUCCUGCAGGCCAAGUUGCUAGGAACCUCUAAAAGCAAAGCUUUCACCCUUCCUGAAGUCAUCUGCUUAUUUCAUCUUGGUUGCUGCAGUGGGAGGGAAUUAUGACAAAAAUAUAUCCCUUGUUUUCUUCUCGAGAUGCUAUUUUUCUAGAUUCUGAUUAUUAAAUAUA